AUGUCGAUAUCCUCUAUCCGAUUCACUGUUAAGCCUGCACAUUUAGGAGCGGAAUUUCGUGCCGCGCGGCGCGUUAUCAUCCAUUCAGAUAUUUUGAAGACAUCCAAACUAUACUCCGGUGAUGUGGUCGCCUUAUCUGAAGCGGAUAACGGCAAAGCGCAAAAGGACUUCGCUGUGGGGGUGUUAUGGCCCUCUUUGGAUAUAUCACAGGACUCCAUUUUAGUGUCUUCAUCCAUACUGCUCACGGCAGGCCUGGUGGAAGGCACAAAGGUACAAAUUUUUCCCUUGACAGGGAAAGUCUCAAGUAAGGUGCCACUUGGCUUGCCAUCACCACGAGACAUCCGAGAGGCUGGCACUAUCCGCUUCAAGGAAAUUUCCAGAAGUACUAAUCCGUCGCUAAAUCCCACAAUUACACGCGAGAAAGGCAAGCGUCGAGACUGGCUCACGCUACUGCUUAGAGAACAUCUGGGUCAGUAUACUCAGCAAGCUGCUCUGGAUUUGAAGUAUUCAACAUUUGCACAGGUUGCCGAGAUUUUAUAUGAGGGCCAGUUACGAAGAUUCUCCGUUGUGUCUGUAUCUCCAAAGCAAUCUCCUCCAGUCAACUCUGUCAGUGCCAUAGCAGAUGGUAUUAAUUCACUCUCAAUCAAGACGCCAGUCCUUCUUUGGACUGUAGGGUGGGAUUCGUCCGUACACAUCGUUGACAAUGACAUGGGCCAUCACCCCGAGGAAUUUUGCAAGCGUGAUAUCGAAACGCUGUCGCAAUCUACAGCUUCGGAUGCUUAUGCAUCCGUGGGUGGAUUGGAUAGGACGAUCACCCAAAUUCGAGAUCUGCUUGAAAUUCCGCUGACUCGCCCUGAGCUUUUCGGGUACUUUGGAUUGAAACCUCCACGAGGGAUCUUACUACACGGCCCUCCAGGGACCGGAAAAACGCAUCUUGCACGUGCUAUAGCCUCAUCGACCAACUCCUCAGUUAUCAUCAUCAACGGACCUGAACUCUCAUCUGCUUAUCACGGCGAAACGGAAUCGAAGCUUCGUGAUGUUUUUAGAGACGCUCGCGAGAAAAGCCCUUGUAUUGUUGUGCUGGAUGAAGUCGAUGCGUUAGUCCCUCGUCGUGAGGAAGGUGCGGGAGGAGAGGUAGAAAAGAGGGUAGUGGCUACCCUUUUAACGCUAUUGGAUGGGAUGGAAGAUGAGGCGAAUGGAAAAGGAAGAGUCGUUCUUUACGGAGACCAGGAAGGCAUACCGGACAUAGAAGCACGCUCUUCCAUUCUUAAAGUCUUGCUUGCCAACGUUCCCCACUCCUUGUCAGAACAAGACAUCCACACUAUUGCUUCCCGCGCCCACGGAUAUGUCGGCGCUGAUUUGAGUGCCGUGGUUCGCGAAGCAGGGACUCUUGCGAUCAAACGAUGGAUCAGCGUAAAUCCUUCCCUAUCUACUUCUAUUUCUCCCGGUGAUGGUCUUCUGCUAAAUUUGACGGACAUCCUCGACUCCUUGCCCUCCGUGAGACCUUCUGGUAUGAGAAGCUUAUUCUUUGAGACCCCUCCAGUACGCUACGCCGACAUCGGAGGGCAGGGUGUUGUCAUCCAGAAACUACGAGAAGCAGUAGAGUGGCCGCUCCUUCAUCCGCAAGCGUUUGAAAGAUUAGGUAUCAGACCACCCAAAGGCGUCCUUCUGUAUGGUCCUCCUGGGUGCAGCAAGACGGUUCUUGCUCGAGCCUGUGCGUGCGAGAGUGGGGUGAACUUCGUUGCAGUAAAAGGUCCUGAGCUGCUCAACAAGUUCGUUGGUGAAUCUGAACGAGCUGUCCGAGAAAUCUUUCGAAAAGCUCGUGCAGCAUCCCCAUCAAUAAUUUUCUUUGAUGAGAUUGAUGCCUUGGGCACAUCCCGCACUUCCGCAGGCUCAAGUGGUGGAGGACCCCACGAAGGUGUUCUCACAAGUUUACUUAACGAAAUGGAUGGAGUACAGGAACUUGUUGGUGUAACUGUCAUAGCGGCUACUAACAGGCCUGAUGUUAUCGACUCAGCACUGAUGCGGCCAGGGCGACUAGAUCGUAUCAUGUAUGUAGGUCCACCGGAUCAAGCAGGUCGAGAGGAUAUACUCGCGAUACGCACGAGAAAGAUGAGCGUGGAACCCAAUCUAGAUGUGAAACAAAUCGCAGCAAUGACCGACGGCUGUUCUGGUGCAGAAAUCACGGCAUUGUGUCAAGAGGCAGCCUUGCUAACGAUGAAGAAAGAUAUCAACGCUCCAUAUGUCUCGCAGGAUGCGUUUAUAUCUGCAGCAAACGCACUUCAAAAACAAAUUACCCCUGAGGUGGUACGGAAAUAUGAAGACUGGCAAGAAAAGAAUGGACUCAAAAGCCUGUGA
Serpula lacrymans var. lacrymans S7.9 is the source of this 2358-nucleotide messenger RNA. RefSeq lists its product as uncharacterized. Bases 1 to 2358 code for a protein of 785 amino acids. Gene Ontology annotation, molecular function: ATP hydrolysis activity; ATP binding. The record is from RefSeq and is a predicted model, not a curated record. NCBI's taxonomy places the organism in Eukaryota, Fungi, Basidiomycota, Agaricomycetes, Boletales, Serpulaceae. Gene Ontology annotation, cellular component: cytoplasm. The transcript has 13 exons.